Messenger RNA from Anolis sagrei ordinatus, 1122 nucleotides. Lineage: Eukaryota; Metazoa; Chordata; Lepidosauria; Squamata; Anolidae. The record is from RefSeq and is a predicted model, not a curated record.
UUUUUAUCUUUUGAAUUUCAGGUGGCUAUGACAGUGCAUAUGGGGGAGGAGGAGGAUAUACACAAUCUCCUGGAGGCUUUGCAUCCCCUUCUGCGACACAAGAUGAAAAGAAAUCGAGGACAAGAUCACAAAGUAUUAUUCCUUGUACAGUGUCUCAGUUACUUUCAGCUGAACAAGUGGAUGAUGCUUUCAGGGUCCGAGAAGUUGAACUUUCACAGGUUCUUAUUGUGGGCAUAAUCAGACAAGCUGAAAAAGCGCCAACAAACAUUCUAUAUAAAGUGGAUGAUAUGACUGCAAGCCCAAUGGAUGUGAGACAAUGGGUUGACACAGAUGAAGAAGGCAGUGAAAAUGUUGUUGUACCACCUGGGACAUAUGUGAAAGUGGCUGGCCAUCUGCGAUCUUUUCAGAACAAAAAGAGCCUUGUUGCUUUCAAGAUCAUGCCGCUGGAGGACAUGAAUGAGUUCACUACACACUUGCUUGAAGUUGUCAAUGCACACAUGAUUCUCAGAAAGGCCCAAAUGUCUCCGAAGAUGCCGGAGUCACUUCCUAUGCAAGGGAUGGGUAGCAUGUCAAGCUAUGGAGGAAAUGAUUCCAUGCCAGCGGGCGGACUGACGCUGCAUCAGAGUCAGGUCCUGAAUUUGAUUAAAAACUGUACAACGACAGAAGGGAUAAGUCUUCAAGAUCUGAAAUCCCAGUUACAUAAUAUGAAUCUGCCGACACUGAAGAAAGCUGUUGAGUUUCUUAGCAGCGAGGGACAUAUCUAUUCCACAGUCGAUGAUGAGCACUUUAAAUCUACAGAUGCCGACUAAGUAUUAGUUCCAUAAUAAUGAUUGCUCUGUAGUGGACUGGGAUCAUGAUGGUUGCAUCGGGCCUAACAGUAUUUCUGAAGGACACUCUUACAGACCAAGUGGAUUCAGUUUAGAUUAGAGUAAAAAAUGAUGCAUAUGUUGACAUCACUUUGGAAUUUUAUUUCAACUUCAGUUUGCUUUAAUAAGUACAAUAAUCAGAAAAAAAUUAUUUUUGAUCAUACUGAAGAAGCACGUUCACUACUGCAUUUCAGUGCACAGUGGCCUUAUUUCGAGAAACCUCUGAUACCUGAAAUAAAUAUAUUUUUUGAUGUUG